This is a messenger RNA of Haliaeetus leucocephalus (bald eagle), 2068 nucleotides long. RefSeq names its product KIAA0907 ortholog (gene KHDC4). The annotation marks the transcript as partial. Gene Ontology annotation, cellular component: nucleus. NCBI's taxonomy places the organism in Eukaryota, Metazoa, Chordata, Aves, Accipitriformes, Accipitridae. The record is from RefSeq and is a predicted model, not a curated record. The transcript is spliced from 13 exons. Gene Ontology annotation, molecular function: RNA binding.
AGGUCCUGGAGCUCCCGCGGGGCAGCGGGCUCGGAGGCGGCCGGGACUGAGGCCUCUCUCUUUUCCAGGCGCCGCAGUAAGUGGGACCAGCCCGGCCCGGCCCCCGCUUUCCUUCUCCCCGGCACGGCGCCGCUGCCUGGGCGCCCGUUUCCCGGCGGCGGAGAUGGUGGCUCCGCUGUGGCGGGCUCCGAGAGCUCCGCAGCCCCCUCGGGAGCGCUGGAUGCGGCCGCGGCCGUGGCCGCGAAAAUCAACGCGAUGCUAAUGGCCAAAGGGAAACUGAAGCCGGCGCCCAGCACGGCGGACAAGCUGCAGGCUCUGGGAAAAGGUCCGGCUACAAGUAAAAGCAAAGAUGACCUCGUGGUGGCAGAGGUGGAAAUCAACGAUGUCCCCCUCACAUGCAGAAACCUGCUGACGAGAGGACAGACUCAGGAUGAGAUAAGUCGGCUGAGUGGAGCAGCUGUCUCUACUCGAGGGAGAUUCAUGACUGCAGAAGAGAAAGCAAAAGUGGGACCCGGGGAGCGUCCUUUGUAUCUUCACGUCCAGGGUCAGACACGGGAAUUGGUUGACAGAGCUGUUAACCGAAUUAAAGAGAUAAUUACUAAUGGAGUAGUGAAAGCAGCCACCGGUUCUAGUCCGACGUUCAAUGGAGCUACAGUUACUGUCUAUCACCAGCCAGCCCCCAUUACUCAGUUGUCUCCAGCAGUUGGCCAGAAACCUCCAUUCCAGUCAGGGAUGCAUUAUGUUCAGGACAAGUUGUUUGUUGGUCUGGAACAUGCUGUACCUACAUUUAAUGUGAAGGAGAAAGUGGAAGGGCCUGGUUGCUCCUACUUGCAGCACAUUCAAAUUGAAACGGGUGCUAAAGUCUUUCUUCGUGGGAAAGGCUCAGGUUGCAUAGAACCGGCAUCAGGCAGAGAAGCUUUUGAACCCAUGUAUAUCUACAUCAGUCACCCAAAGCCAGAAGGUUUGGCAGCUGCUAAAAAGCUGUGUGAGAAUCUAUUGCAAACUGUUCAUGCCGAAUACUCCCGAUUUGUAAAUCAGAUAACCACUGCAGUACCCUUAGCAGGCUUUGCGCAGCCUGCCACUAUAAAUAGUGUCCCUUCACAGCCAUCGUAUUACCCUUCCAAUGGGUAUCAGUCUGGUUAUCCUGUUGUUCCCCCUCCUCAACAACCAGUUCAGCCACCUUAUGGUGUACCAGGCAUAGUACCACCUGCAGUGCCAUUGGCACCUGGAGUCUUAACAACACUACCUACAGGAGUUCCACCUGUGCCAACACAGUAUCCAAUAUCUCAAGUACAGUCUCCAGCCAGCACUGGCCAGAGUCCACUGAGUGGUCCUUUUCUUCCUGCUGCCCCAGUAAAAACAACCAUGCCGACUGGUACACAGCCACAAGUCCAACCCCAUCCCCAAGGUCAAAAGAGACGCUUCACUGAGGAACUACCGGAUGAGAGAGAGUCAGGACUGCUGGGAUAUCAGCAUGGACCCAUUCAUAUGACUAAUUUAGGUACAGGCUUCUCCAGUCAGAGUGAAAUCGAUGGAGCCGGAUCGAAGCCAGCAAGUUCCUCAGGAAAGGAGAGAGAGAGGGACAGGCAGUUGAUGCCUCCGCCAGCUUUUCCUGUCACUGGGAUGAAAUCAGAAUCUGAAGAAAGAAAUGGUGCGGGGUCUUUACCAGGCAACCAUGAUCAUCAAGCUAAGAAGAUGAAAACUGCAGAAAAGGGCUUUGGAUUAGUGGCAUAUGCUGGAGAUUCAUCGGAUGAAGAGGAGGAACAUGGUGGCCAUAAAAACGCAAGUACUUUUUCACAGGGAUGGAGUUUGGGAUACCAGUACCCUUCCUCACAACAGCGAGCUAAACAACAGAUGCCAUUUUGGAUGGCACCGUAAAAGCUGCAGAAGAGUUUUCAUUCAUCCUUUUUUUCCCUCUAGCAAUAAUGCAUGUAUAUUACAGAAUGAACUUUGCAAAUACGCAUUGUUUUUACUUUUGCAGAAGCUAAAGGUUCAGUGUUCCCCCUUGAAAGGGCUCUAUUAUUUUUAAAAUCCCUAUUUCUGCAGUGAAUUUGUCAAUUAAAAAAAA